GAAAGGCAAAAUAAACUGAACUGAAAUAUAUCAUGGCAAAGAAAAUAAACAAACGCAUUGUAAAAGCCGGAAAUUUGCAUUCAAAUAUUAGGAGAGAAAAGUUAAUUUCCAAGAGUAAGCUUAAAAAAUUUGACAUAAAUUCGUAUGGACAAAAAGAUAAUUUGUCUUUCACCGGUCGUCUUUCGAAAAUUGAUGGAUUUCGGCCUUUUUCCAUUGCUGCUUUGGCAGUCUUAUUUGGAUUCUUUAACAGCUAUCAUCAAGCAACCAUGUUUGAAAAUGACAGGCAUUUUUCACAUCUUUCAUCAUUGGAGAGAGAAAUGACUUUUAGAACUGAAAUGGGACUGUAUUAUUUUUAUUACAAAACAUUAACAGAAUCUCAAUCAUUUCUGGAUGGACUGAGUCGCAUUAUGAAUGAUAAUCUAACUGAAUAUCCAUCCACUAUCAAUACAUUAGAAAGGUUUACUCUGUAUCCAGAAGUUCUAUUAGCUGCGAGUUAUAGAAAUAUCCAAGCAGCUACUGAAUUUCUUAAUGUGAGUCUAAAAGAAUGUUGGCAGGUUCUUAGAGGAGAUGAUCUUCCACCAAUUGAAAGCUGUGAAGGUAUUGGUGAUCCCACCUACUUUUAUGUCACUACUGUAUUUCUCAUAAAUGGUUUAGUUGGAUCACUUAUUUUCAUCUUUGCGACAAUUUUAAGUGACUCUUUAUCAGGUGGUAUAAUAGCAACUGCUUGUUUCUUCUUUAAUCAUGGAGAGUGCACUAGAGUUCAGUGGACACCUCCAUUACGAGAGAGCUUUGGCUAUCCUUUAUUUCUACUUCAGAUGAUGCUAGUUAGUUUAUUGCUUAAGUGCCAAAAAUCAUCUUUUUCACAUUCUUUCAUUAUUGCCAUUCCUUCUCUUUUUUUCAUGUUAUCAUGGCAGUUUGCACAAUUUGCUUUAUUGACACAACUGGUAGUAUUGUUUGGAGUGUACAUACUCAAUUUUACAUCAGGCUCAGCAUUUAAACAUAUAUUACAGGGGCAUAUGAUUAGUCUACUUUUAGCUGUUAUAUUUCUUUUUGGAAACAAAAUGCUGAUAGCAUCUUUUUAUACUUCUACUUUGCUUACAUGUUAUGUGAUUGUGUCAUCAGAAGUCAUCUUUAAGAGACUUAAUUCCCCAAUAAUAAUUAUGAUCAUGAAAGGACUUUCUUUAAUGGCUGGAUGUAUUUUGAUAAAAUUGUUGUUGACAACUAUUUUGCAAGUUGAAGAUGAUGCACAUAUUUGGAAUAUUUUAAAGUCAAAAUUCACUUCUUACAAAGAUUUUCACACAAUGCUGUACACUUGUGCUGCAGAAUUUGAUUUUUUACCAUCAGAAGCAUAUGUAGAACUGACUAAAACAUUUCUUUUACCUAUUGGAGUUGCAACUGUAGCUGUUGUUCUUUAUCUUAUUUUGUGCAAAAGGCUCAACAGUUUUGAAUUACAUGGCUAUUCUGAUGUCCUGUACAACAUCUUCCAGUGCAUUGCCUUCUUCAUUAUGGCUGCUCUUGUGAUGCGACUGAAACUGUUUUUCACUCCUCACUUGUGCCUUUUGGUUUCAUUGACAAUGUCUGGCAAGUUUUUCAGAUUUUUAGAUACUAAAGACAUGAGAUUUUAUAUUUUGUUUGGCUUACUUGGAACCAUGAGUGUGCAAGGUGUUGCUAAUAUCAAACACCAAAGGAACAUAAUAGGAGAAUUUAGUAAUCCUGACUUAGAAGAGCUCAUAUCGUGGAUAAAUGUAACUUUACCGGAAGAUGCUGUUUUUGCUGGUCCUAUGCCAACUAUGGCAAACAUUUUACUCUCUACAAGAAGACCAAUUGUGAACCAUCCUCACUAUGAAAAUGCUCAAUUAAGGGAAAGAACUCACAGAGUGUAUCAAAUUUUUAGCAGAAAGCCUGUAACAGAAGUAUAUGGUACACUGAAGACAAUGAAAGUAGAGUAUGUUAUUUUGGAACGAAGUUGGUGUUUUGGAAAAAGAAGAGAGGGGUGUGCCAUGGUUGAUUUAUGGGACAAUGAAGAUUUUGAAAAUAGAGAUAAGGAGAAUUUUUGCCAAAAAAUAGGCAGGAAUCCAUAUCCAUUUCGCAAAAUAUUUCGUAAUUCACUGUAUACUGUUUUAAGUCUCUGAAACUAGAACCAAAAGUUGAUUUUUUAAGUCCUAGUGAAAAGACUUUUAAGAUCUCGUUUCAUAUACAGCAUGUUAUCAUAGUUUGUAACCAGCUCUUUGUCUGCAUUUACAUUUAGGCAUCGCAUAUGAGUAUGUGGUUUAUUUAUUGCUUAAAGAACAAGUUUGAAAUUAUUAUAAAUUUAUCAUAAUACUUAAAUGUUUGUUAGAUUUAGGAAAUUGUAUUUAAUUCUAAUCACUUCAUUGUAUAUUUUGAUCAUAUAUUUGCAUAAUUCUUUUACAUAUGCCAUCAGUUAUUUCUAUGUUAUUUUUUUAUUGUUUUAUAUUACCUUUUGCCUGUGAUUUUUUUCUUUUAUACUUUAGAAUAAAUAACAUUUAAGCUUAUGAAAUUCUUUGAAAAAUUGGUUCCUUCAAGAAAUUUAUUUAUUUUUUAAAAGGGAAAAAAAAGUUAAUGUUAAACAAGGAAAAAAAAAUGAAUAUCAAGGUUUUAAACAUCAAGCUAGAUUCCGACAAGUAAAGGAGUGUGCUUCUAAAAAUAAAUGUUGGACAAUAAUAUGAGUGAUUGUUUUAUUAUUUUAUUUAUUGUAUAGAAAAGUAACAUAAAUAAUUGAAAUUAUUGUAAAAAUAUAUGAAUUAUAUAAUAUAUCAUAAAAUGGAAUCUUUGGUAAUUUUAAUUAUCAAAUUAAUUAUAAUAUUUCUUAUAAAAAUUCAGAUCAUUAUUAUCACUUUUUCAUAACCAUUAGGCAUUAUUAAAUUACUUUGAAGAUUUUUAUACUUUUUGUUUUAACAGUAUUUAUAAAAUCUAAUAUUCCGAUUUGUAUUAUUAAUGUUUUAAAAAUUGUUUUGAAAUUAAAAUUAUUAAAUAUGAGUUGCAUUUUAGAUCAAUACUGGUAAAAUGAUGAAAAUAAUGACACUUUUCACUGAAGUACCAUAUGGUUGAUUUAAAGUAUGAAAACCAGAUUGCUCUUAUGAUUGGCUAAAGAUUCAUAUCAUUUGUCAGUACCUUUCUUACAAUUGGAUGUAUUCUUAAAGGCUUAAGAACUUCUAAUCUUGAAUAUAAAUUCUAAUUAAAUAUAAAAGCCUUUAUUAGUGUGUUGAAAAUCUUUGCAGUGUUUAAUUACUUUACUCAUUCAUUUUCAAGCAAAUUUUUUGUAACUAAAAUUCUUAAGCUUUUAUUGUUUUGGUAAUAAAUACAAAUUAGUGGAAAAUUAAAUUGAUCUGUAAAAUUAUAACUGGAGAUUAUGUAAAGGAAGUUACUGUCAAAAAAUAUUGUGAAUGUAAUCAAAAUCAUAAUGGUAAUUACUAUUAUAACUUUAAUUUUUUAAUGUGCUAAUAUGAUGACUAUAUUUUUGAAUUUCAACUGUCCUAAUUAAAUAAUUCCAAUGCUAUAUGCAUGUUGUUGUUUUUUUUCUAUGCAUGAAUUUUUCUUGUAGUAUAUUUGCUAUUUCUAUAUAUAAUUUUGGGAUACAUGGCAUGGAAUUUUUCUUGUAGUAUAUUUGCUAUUUCUAUAUAUAAUUUUGGGAUACAUGGCAUUGUAAUCUUUUACUAACAGCCAAUAGAGCUUUUAAUUUGUGAGAUUUUUUUACAAAUACUUGAUUUUCUAUCAUUAUAAUUCUUUAAAUUUAUUGCCUAAAUUCUUAACACAAUUAAAUGUUCCUUCUAAAUUGUUUUUCCAUCAUUGAUUUUAUUUAAAUUCAACUUAAUUCUAAUGAAAAGAUUCAAGAUUUCGAUAACUAAAUGGUUUCCAUAAUCUCUUUAUCAAAGAUUAAUUUACCUAACAAUUUUUAUUUGAUGAAAUUUACUUUCCUUUGACAUUAGAUUUUUACAAGGAAGUUGAUAAUGUGUUAGAAUGUAUUGAAGUUGAUGUAGUGUAUUUCAUAUGGUGAUUUUAUUAGCAUGACUAAAAUGCUACUAUUACAUACAUAUCAUUGGUUUCUAAUAUUCACAAUUGUUGCUUAACUGAAACAGCAUUUCCAUGACAAAUCAUUUGAUCUUUAUAGCAUGUAGUUGCUUUCAUUUUUUAAAAAAUAUAAUACUACAAUACUAUAACAGUAUGUUUCCAUCAUAUGAAAAAAUGGUUUUUUUUAUAAAGGUAAAAAGUUUUUUCACUAAUGGUGAGUAGAUUAGUAUGGUAUUAGUUAGUGUCAAGUUUUAUUACAGCAAUAUAUUAGCAGGUUUUUGAAAGUAUAGUAGAUAAAUCUGAGAAUUAUUUAAAUUGAAAGAUACACUUUGUAAAACUUUGUCAAUGUUUAUUACUUAGUGAUAUAUUAGCAGGGUUUUGAAAGUAUAAUAGAUAAAUCUGAGAUUUAUUUAAAUUGAAAGAUACGCUUUGUAAAACUUACAUUUCAAAAUAAAAAAUCUGUACCAUUAAGUGAUCAAUUGUAGAUUAAAUAAAGAAAUAACUGCUCAUUCUUUUUCAAAAAUA
Argiope bruennichi is the source of this 4554-nucleotide messenger RNA. RefSeq names its product probable C-mannosyltransferase DPY19L1. The transcript is spliced from 21 exons. Lineage: Eukaryota; Metazoa; Arthropoda; Arachnida; Araneae; Araneidae. The record is from RefSeq and is a predicted model, not a curated record. Gene Ontology annotation, molecular function: mannosyltransferase activity. The coding region runs from base 33 to 2132 and encodes 699 amino acids. Gene Ontology annotation, cellular component: nuclear inner membrane.